Molecule: messenger RNA, 579 nt
Organism: Eutrema salsugineum
Lineage: Eukaryota; Viridiplantae; Streptophyta; Magnoliopsida; Brassicales; Brassicaceae
Product: forkhead box protein D1
Exons: 2
Coding region: 168-503 (111 amino acids)
Source: RefSeq, a predicted model, not a curated record
CUCGCUCAUCUUCUGUGUGUACCUGCCUAUAUAUAACCGCAGCCGAUAACAUGAAGACGUCAAACUUUCUUUCUUUAAAUCUCAAGAACAAGAACAAUACUAGUCUUCACCAAGAUUCCUAGAGAAUAAUAUAUCAGCAUACAUACUCUUCUUGGAAGGCAAGAAACAUGAGUCAACAAGAAGCUGCGACUGCGAGGAAUCUUGAACUUGAUCUGAAACUAAAUUUAUUGGAUUCAUCUUUGCCCACUGAGAGCUCAUCUUCGUCGUUAUGCUCGGAGGAAGCUGAAGGUGGAGGAGGAGGAGGAGGAGGAGGAGGAGGAGGAGGAGGAGGAGGAGGAGGAGGAGGAGGAGGAGGAGAGGCUAAAUCAAUGGUGGUCGUUGGUUGCCCUAAUUGCAUCAUGUACAUCAUCAUGUCUUUGGAGAGUAACCCUAGAUGCCCUAGAUGCAACAGCCAAGUUUUGCUUGAUUUUCUCACAGGAAACAGUAGCAAGAAAAGUAAUUAGGAUAAUAUCUAAUUAAGAUUAUUCUUAUAGUAAUCUGUUACCACAUAUAUAUUGAUAGUUUGAAUUAUUCGAUGAA